Molecule: messenger RNA, 3933 nt
Organism: Lemur catta (Ring-tailed lemur)
Lineage: Eukaryota; Metazoa; Chordata; Mammalia; Primates; Lemuridae
Gene: DNMT3B
Product: DNA methyltransferase 3 beta
Exons: 21
Coding region: 1-2502 (833 amino acids)
Biological process (GO): negative regulation of transcription by RNA polymerase II
Cellular component (GO): nucleus
Molecular function (GO): DNA (cytosine-5-)-methyltransferase activity, acting on CpG substrates; DNA binding
Source: RefSeq, a predicted model, not a curated record
AUGAAGGGAGACACCAGACAUCUCAAUGGAGAGGAGGACGCCAGCGGGAGGGAGGACUCAAUUAUGAUCAAUGGGGGCUGCAGCGACCAUUCCUCAGACUCGCCCCCCAUCCUGGAGGCCAUCCGCACCCCGGAGAUCAGAGGCCGCAGGUCAAGCUCACGACUGUCCAAGAGGGAAGUCUCCAGUCUGCUAAGCUAUACUCAGGAUCUGACGGGAGAUGGAGAUGGUGAAGGGGAGGAUGGGGACAGCUCUGACACUCCGGUGAUGCCAAAACUCUUCCGUGAAACCAGGACUCGAUCGGAAAGCCCAGGUGUCCGAACCCGAAAUAACAACAGUGCCUCCAGCCGGCACAGGCCCUCCCUACGUGCCACCCGAGGCCGGCAGGGCCGCAGUCAUGUGGACGAGUCCCCUGUGGAGUUCCCGGCUACCAGGUCCCUGAGGCGGCGGGCAGCAGCAUCGGCAGGCACACCGUGGCCGUCCCCUGCCAGCCCUUACCUCACCAUCGACCUCACAGAUGACACCGACGACACAGAUGUGACACCCCAGAGCAGCAGUACCCCCUACACCCGCCUAGCCCAGGACAGCCAGCAGGAGAGCUUGGAGUCCCCACAGGUGGAUGCAGAAGGGAGAGACGCAGACAGUACAGAGUAUCAGGAUGGGAAGGAGUUUGGAAUAGGGGACCUCGUGUGGGGAAAGAUCAAGGGCUUCUCCUGGUGGCCUGCCAUGGUAGUGUCCUGGAAGGCCACCUCCAAGCGACAGGCCAUGUCCGGCAUGCGAUGGGUCCAGUGGUUUGGCGAUGGCAAGUUCUCAGAGGUCUCUGCGGACAAACUGGUGGCCCUGGGGCUGUUCAGCCAGCACUUUAACCUGGCCACCUUCAAUAAGCUGGUUUCUUACAGGAAGGCCAUGUACCAUGCCCUGGAGAAAGCCAGGGUGCGAGCUGGCAAGACCUUCCCCACCAGCCCUGGAGACUCAUUGGAGGAUCAGCUGAAGCCCAUGUUGGAGUGGGCCCACGGGGGCUUCAAGCCCACUGGGAUCGAGGGCCUCAGACCCAACAACAAGCAACCAGAGAACAAGACAAGAAGACGCACAGCUGACGACUCGGCCACUUCUGACUACUGCCCUCCACCCAAGCGCCUCAAGACAAAUUGCUACAACAACGGAAAAGACCGAGGGGACGAGGACCAGAGCCGAGAACAAAUGGCCUCUGAUGUCACCAACAACAAGGGUAACUUGGAAGACAGCUGCCUAUCUUGUGGCAGGAAGAACUCUGUGUCAUUCCACCCUUUAUUUGAGGGAGGCCUCUGCCAGACAUGCCGGGAUCGGUUCUUGGAGUUGUUCUACAUGUACGACGAUGAUGGCUACCAGUCUUAUUGCACUGUGUGCUGUGAGGGUCGGGAGCUGCUUCUCUGCAGCAACACGAGCUGCUGCCGGUGCUUUUGUGUGGAGUGCCUGGAGGUGCUGGUUGGCUCAGGCACUGCGGCAGAGGCCAAGCUUCAGGAACCAUGGAGUUGCUACAUGUGUCUGCCACAGCGCUGUCACGGUGUCCUGCGGCGCAGGAAGGACUGGAAUGUGCGCCUGCAGGCCUUCUUCACCAGUGACAUGGGGCGCGAAUACGAAGCCCCCAAGGUGUACCCUGCGAUUCCUGCAGCCCGAAGGAGGCCCAUUCGAGUUCUGUCUCUCUUUGAUGGUAUCGCAACAGGGUACUUGGUCCUCAAAGAAUUGGGCAUAAAGGUGGAAAAGUAUGUCGCCUCUGAAGUGUGUGAAGAGUCCAUCGCCGUCGGAACUGUUAAGCAUGAGGGGAAUAUCAAAUACGUGAACGACGUGAGAAACAUCACAAAGAAAAAUAUUGAAGAAUGGGGCCCAUUUGACUUGGUGAUCGGUGGAAGCCCAUGCAAUGAUCUCUCAAAUGUGAAUCCUGCCAGAAAAGGCUUGUACGAGGGCACAGGCCGGCUCUUCUUUGAGUUCUACCACCUGCUGAAUUACUCUCGACCCAAGGAGGGGGAUGACCGACCGUUCUUCUGGAUGUUUGAGAACGUCGUAGCCAUGAAGGUCGGCGACAAGAGGGACAUCUCGAGGUUCCUGGAGUGCAAUCCAGUGAUGAUUGAUGCCAUAAAAGUAUCUGCUGCUCACAGGGCACGAUAUUUCUGGGGCAACCUACCUGGGAUGAACAGGCCCGUGAUAGCAUCAAAGAAUGAUAAACUCGAGCUUCAAGACUGCUUGGAAUACAAUAGGACAGCAAAGUUAAAGAAAGUACAGACAAUAACCACCAAGUCGAACUCGAUCAGACAGGGGAAAAACCAACUUUUCCCUGUUGUCAUGAAUGGCAAAGAAGAUGUUUUGUGGUGCACUGAGCUCGAAAGGAUCUUCGGCUUUCCUGUACACUACACAGAUGUGUCCAACAUGGGCCGAGGCGCCCGCCAGAAGCUGCUCGGGAGGUCCUGGAGUGUGCCAGUCAUCCGACACCUCUUCGCCCCCCUGAAGGACUACUUUGCAUGUGAAUAGUUGCACCCAGGUGCUGGGGCUCUGGGCUGUGUGGCAGAGCCCAGGCCCUGCCCUUCCUCAGCUCAGCUGUGCGGGUCACACUGCGUACCUCAGUUCUCUCCUGUGCAGUGGGAGCGCAGUGGGAGCAGAGCCGCCUGACUCUUGCAGGGGGAGCCCGAGGUGCCACCUCCUUGUGCACAAUUCAGACCCAGCUGCUAGGAGCAGCUAAACACGGUGCUCAUUUUUCUUCUCCUAAAACUUUAAAACUUGAAGUAGGUAGUAAAAUGGCUUUUUUUCCCCCUCCUGGGUUUACCACUCAGAGAAACAGAUGGCUAAGAUACCAAAACCACAGUGCUGACAGCUCUCUAAUACUCAGGUUAAUACUGAAAAAUCAUCCAAGACAGUUCAGACAAUACUUUUUUACUUAAAAUGUCUGCUGCUCCACAUUUACAAGAGUGUGCAGUGGUAGAUAUGUAGCUAAGGGACAUUUUAAGAGCCCAGGAUGUGUUGUUCCUAGGGCUAGCAGAAGAGAAAACGAUGUAUAUGUCUUUCUUGAAUUUUGCCUGGCACAUUCCCCUUGCCUCAGUUAUGAGGGCUGGAGUCUGCUGUCAGGGCCGUUAGAGUAUUUUCCACAGUGAUGAUGAUUUCAGCAGGGAUGGCAUCAUCAUUACAUUCAGGGCUAUUUUUUCCCCACAGACCCCAGGGCAGGGGCCACCCUUAGCUAAAUCCCUCCAAGUGACUGCAAUAGAGCCCUCCGGGGAGCUCAGGAAGGGGAGUGCUGAGUUACAUGAUAAAUGCUGCCAUAUGCCAUGCAGGCGAGUAUAGCUCCUGUGUAUCUCUUCCCUGGGUGAGGGGUGUGAAGGAGGGAGCUUCGGUAAGACCUCCCCACCCCCUCUCCAAAAGAUGCACCCUCCAGACUCCUCCACGCACAGGUCCCCAGGUUAGAUGGGUAUUACCUAACUCCUCAUCUUUUUUCUAAACUCAGAGGCAGUGACAGCCAGGGGCAGAAGCACAUUCCCCUCAUCUAAGAGAUGGCAGGGGGGAAAACUGCAAUAAAAGCUGGAUCCUCCCUCCGGAAAUUUUAAAAUCCUUUUUUAAUUCCAUGAUAAGUCAUUUUUAGCGGGAAUGGGAGUUCAGACAAGCUGCAUUUCAGAAAUGCUGUCAAAAUGGUUUUUAACACCUUUUACUCUUAUUACUGGUGCUAUUUUGUAGAAUUAAGGAACAACAUUCAACAAGUUUUGUGGGGCUUUUUAUACUCUUUUUUUUAAAGUCUCAAAGUUCUAUUUUUGUGUUUAACAUUUUCACUAAAAUUUUUUUUGUAACUGGAGCCACAAUGUAACAAAUAUGGGGGGAAAAAUCCGUGCCUUGUUUCAACAGGUUUUGCUAAUUUUUAGGCUGAAAGAUGACGGAUGCCUAGAGUUUACCUUGUGUUUAAUUAAAAUCAGUAUUUCU